Molecule: messenger RNA, 585 nt
Organism: Pyricularia pennisetigena
Lineage: Eukaryota; Fungi; Ascomycota; Sordariomycetes; Magnaporthales; Pyriculariaceae
Exons: 3
Coding region: 1-585 (194 amino acids)
Source: RefSeq, a predicted model, not a curated record
AUGUGCAAAGCCACCGAAGAUCCGAAAGGCUGGGCUGGGAUACCCAAGAUUAUCCCGAGUAAGGAUGGGCGAGAUGAGAAGAAAUACGAGGUAGAAUUUUUCCCUACUGUAUUUGACAAUCAGGGGCGCGAGAAAUUUUUCAACCAGAGUCUAGCCGCCGCAUGCCGAGCGGCAUUUGCCAUCCACGUUGAGCCGUUACCGCAAUUUGUACCUGGUACGACCGGCACUAAACGGACGCGAUGUGUCUGGAAAUCCAACAUGACGUUGGCAGAGUUCCUUGACGGGGAAUUCCCAGCGACCGUUGAGCCAGAUAUGCUGUCUGGCAGGUUCAAGAAGCGACUUCUUUCGCUCCGUAACUUGGUACGACACGCCGACAUUACCGUCGACUGGACCCCUCACCCGGAUCAUCUGAUGUUGAUAUAUGAAGAUGACAAGAAGGUGCUCAGACUAUUUAAUCUACCCUGUCUUGUUGAGGCGCUUCACGAGGCUAGCAAGUUCUGUAAACGCACUGCCUCUAAACCACAACAACGCCAUACAUCAGCACAUUUUCCAGGAGAACCACGAACUGGGACCAAUGAACUCUGA